Messenger RNA from Westerdykella ornata, 1155 nucleotides. Its product is annotated as RNA polymerase II transcription factor B subunit 4. The record is from RefSeq and is a predicted model, not a curated record. Gene Ontology annotation, cellular component: transcription factor TFIIH core complex; transcription factor TFIIH holo complex. The transcript is spliced from 3 exons. The coding region runs from base 1 to 1155 and encodes 384 amino acids. Gene Ontology annotation, biological process: regulation of DNA-templated transcription; nucleotide-excision repair. Lineage: Eukaryota; Fungi; Ascomycota; Dothideomycetes; Pleosporales; Sporormiaceae.
AUGAACGCCAUCGACGGCACCGUUCGUCAGGUAAAGACGGACGACACACCUCCGCCCUCUCUACUAGCCAUAGUUCUUGACACAAACCCCCACGCGUGGGCCCACCUCUCCUCCACCCUCCCGCUCUCUUCCGCCAUUGCAAAUCUCCUCGUCUUCAUCAACGCCCAUCUAGCCUCCGGAAACGCCAACGAAGUCGCAGUAAUAGCAUCGCACUCCCGCCGCGCACAAUGGCUAUACCCGACCCCCAAAGGCCCCAUCUCUCAUCACCCAUCAUCCAAUGGGGACGCCAACGGCGACAUAGAAAUGAACGGCGUCUCCCACCCCAACGGCAGCACCACCACCACUACCCCCGCCAAAGAAAACGCAAACAAAUACCGCCCCUUCUCCACCGUCGAAAACGCCAUCCUCUCCAACCUCUCCAACCUCCUAUCCUCGACCACGGAAUCCGACCUCGCCUCAACACCUACCACCCUCAUCGGCGGCGCCCUCUCCCUCGCCCUCACUCACAUCGCGAAAUCCACACUCCUGCACUCCCCAGUCGACCCCCUCGCAUCCGAUAACCCGCUCUCCGCGCUCGCCGAUUCCGAAAGCGUAGCACGCACCCAGCGCAUCCCACUGACUUCCCGCAUCCUCAUCAUCUCCGUCUCCGGGGACCUCGCGAACCAAUACAUACCCGUCAUGAACUCCAUCUUCGCCGCCCAGCGCAAGCGCAUACCAAUCGACAUACUCAAACUCGCCGGCGACACCGUCCUGCUGCAGCAAGCAUCCGACGCUACGGGUGGAGUGUACAUGAAGCCCGAGCGCCCCGAGGGACUGCUGCAAUAUCUGAUGAUGGCGUUUUUGCCCGAUGCGGUUGCGCGGCGGAGCUUGGUGAUGCCUAGUGCGGGUGGUGUGGAUUUCCGCGCGGCGUGUUUCUGUCAUAGGAAGGUCGUGGACAUUGGUUAUGUGUGCAGUGUGUGUCUGAGCAUCUUUUGCGAACCAAACCUCCCCGGCAACCUGUGUCUGACUUGCGGCUCCUACCUCUCCCUCCGCGCCGCACAGACGGCCACACCCGCACUCGUGGCACGCAAAAAGAAGAAGAGGAAGAGGGUUGCCGGAACGGAUUCUGCAACUCCUAGCGGUACUCCCGCCGCAACCACGCCCAUGCAUCCUUGA